Nothobranchius furzeri (turquoise killifish) is the source of this 7476-nucleotide messenger RNA. It is a transcript of the gene cachd1, whose product is annotated as cache domain containing 1. Gene Ontology annotation, cellular component: voltage-gated calcium channel complex. The record is from RefSeq and is a predicted model, not a curated record. Gene Ontology annotation, molecular function: voltage-gated calcium channel activity. NCBI's taxonomy places the organism in Eukaryota, Metazoa, Chordata, Actinopteri, Cyprinodontiformes, Nothobranchiidae.
GGGCGGACUCCUCGCCGUUUCCACGCCUCUUACUUUCACCCUCAUUGUGGUGAAUCUCCGGCUUCUCACACUCUCUGCCAGACUUCCAGGAGUUGCAUCGAGAAGGGAACGCCGACAACUUGUACAAAAGAAGAACGAAAACAAAAGCCGCAUGGAUUUGCCUUCACUUCCUCUGGGAUUUAAGGGCGCUGCGAUGGUCGCUGGAAAUGUUGGAGAGUCGAAGCGGAGAGGAAGGGCGCGCGCUCUCUACGCAGCCAAGUUGUAAAAGAAGUUCCUUUGAAGUUCGUGUUGUUCCGACACCAGCCCGCACACCAGCCCCUCCAGCUCGUGAACCUCCGACCAUCAUGGCGCGGCGCGCGGUGUGCAAACCGCCGGGCUUGGGCUCUGCUCUCCGGGAUAAACACCUCCGUUUUAACGGGAGCUCGGCGGCUUUCCCCCGGUACUUGGUUCUCCUUUGCCUGGCCGUCUCUGGCUGUGGAUACUGCGGAGCAGAGACGGAGUUUUCCAUCCUGGAAGAAGCUCAAAUUCUGGCGGAUCAGAUGAAAAAGCUGUCCUCUCAGGAGUUGGGAGUCUUUACAAUGCAGAGGAUUUUCAACUCAUUCGUGUACACAGAGAAGACAUCAAACGGAGAGACAGAAGUGCAGCAGCUGGCUAAGAAGAUUCGGGAGAAGUUUAACCGUUACCUGGAUGUGGUGAACAGGAACAAACAGGUGGUGGAGGCCUCCUACACUGCCCACCUCACCUCCCCGCUCACAGCAAUCCAGGACUGCUGCUCCAUACCGGCGUCCAUGAUGGAGUUUGAUGGAAACUUCAAUACCAACGUCUCCAAGACCAUCUGCUGCGACAGACUCUCACCCACAGUCAACAGCAGAGCUUUUAACCCGGGACGAGACCUCAACUCAGUGCUGGCUGACAACCUGAAGUCCAACCCGGGGAUAAAGUGGCAGUACUUCAGCUCGGAGGAGGGCAUCUUUACGGUCUUUCCUGCCCACAAGUUUCACUGCAAAGGAAACUACGAGCACCGCAGCCGGCCUGUGUACGUCUCUGCAGUGCGCCCACAGUCCAAACACAUUGUUGUGAUGGUCGACCAUGGAGUGUCCAUAACAGACACCCAGCUUCAAAUCGCCCGGGACUCUGCACUGGUCAUCCUCAACUCCAUUGACGAACAUGACAAGAUCUCCAUCCUGUCAGUGGCAGAAACGGUUCGCUCCUGUUCUCUAGACCAGUGCUACAAGAGUCUGCUGUCUCCAGCCACCAGCGAGACGAAGAGGAAGAUGAGCACCUUCAUUUCCAACAUCAAGGCCUCAAAUGGAGCCACUCAACAUGCUUCCGGCUUCCAGAAGGCUUUCCAGCUACUCCGCAACACCAGCAGCCUCAGCAGACACAUCCCCACCACAGACAUGGUUAUCAUCUACCUGUCGUCUGGAGUUACGUCUCGAGAGACGUCUGAGCUGGAGAAGAGAGCCACUCUCAGUGUGGUCAGAGAGGAGAACCGACACCUCAACAACUCUGUCAUGAUCCUCACUUACGCCCUCAUGAACGAGGGAGUCACGGGCUUGAAGGAGCUGGCCUUCCUCAGAGACCUCGCUGAGCAGAACUCAGGAAAGUACGGCGUUGAUCGAACAUUCAGCCGAGAGCGCGCCGCUGCUGUGGCGCCGCCCAGCUCAGCUGGAGCCUCAGUGAUGCCGGUGGUGAAGGGCAGCAUGAUGGUGCUGAACCAGCUGAGCAACCUGGAGACGACCGUGGGACGGUUCUACAUCAAUCUGCCCAAUCGCAUGAUCGACUUGGCCCGCUUCAGCCUGCCCUACUCCGACCCCAUGGGAGACGGGUUCAUCAUGACCGUGAGUCGGCCCUGUUACUUUGGUAACAUGCUCCUGGGUGUGGUCGGGGUGGACGUGAACCUGGCCUACAUCCUGGAGGACGUCACCUACUACCAGGACUCUUUGGCUUCAUACACCUUCCUCAUAGACAACAAAGGUUACACCCUGAUGCACCCGUCUCUGACACGGCCCUACCUGAUGACAGAGCCUCCCCUGCACACAGAUAUCAUCCACUAUGAGAAUAUCCCAGGAUUCCCAGCUGUCCGGCAGAACAUCCUCAGCCUUCCGUUGGGCAGUCAGGUCAUCACUGUGCCAGUUAACUCCUCCCUGUCCUGGCACACCAACCGACUCAGGGACAACAGCAAAGAGGCGUACAACGUCAGCUACGCCUGGAAACUGGUCCAGGACACGUCCUUCAUCCUGUGCAUCAUGUACGUGCAGCCGGAGAUCCCGGUGAAGCAGCUGAAGAACCUGAACACGGCUCCGAGCUCCAAGCUGCUCUACCAUCGUCUGGAUCUGCUGGGUCAGCCCACUUCCUGUCUGCACUUCAAGCAGCUCGCCACCGUUGAGUCCCCCACUGUGAUGCUAUCAGCUGGUAGCUUCUCCUCCCCCUACGAGCACCUGAGUCAGCCGGAGACCAAGCGGAUGGUGGAGCACUACACGGCCUACCUGAGCGACAACACGAGGCUCAUUGCCAAUCCCGGCCUCAAGUCCUCCGUCAGGAACGAGGUUAUGGCGACCAGUCACGUUACGGAUGAAUGGAUGACACUAAUGGAACAGAGUAGUCUCAACUGCUACAUUGUGCGCCGUUACAUAGCAACGCCCAGCGGGGUGCUCCGGAUCUACCCGGGAUCGCUGAUGGACAAAGCCUUCGACCCGACCCGCAGACAAUGGUACCAGCAUGCUGUGGCCAACCCCGGUCUCAUCACCUUCACCGGUCCGUACCUGGAUGUUGGCGGGGCGGGAUACGUCGUCACCAUCAGCCACACCAUCCACGCCUCCAGUUCCCAGAUGGCCCCUGGUUAUGCGAUUGCAGUGAUGGGCAUCGACUUCACUCUCCGCUACUUCUACAAGGUCCUUCUGGAUCUGCUGCCCAUCUGUAACCAGGACAAAGGCCAUAAGAUCAGAUGUUUCAUAAUGGAGGACAGAGGCUACCUGGUUGCCCAUCCCACUCUCAUUGACCCUAAAGGUCAUGCUCCUGCAGAACAGCAGCACAUUACACACAAGGAGCCGCUGGUGGCCAACGACAUCCUGAAUCAUCCCAACUUUGUCAAGAAAAACCUCUGCAACAGCUUCAGUGACCGCACGGUGCAGCGCUUCUACAAGUUCAACACCAGUAUAACGGGUGACCUCACCAACCUCGUCCACGGCAGCCAUUGUUCCAGGUACCGCCUGACCAGAAUCCCCGGCACCAACGCGUUCGCCGGCAUAGUCAACGAGACGUGCGACUCUCUGGCGUUCUGCGCCUGCAGCACGGUGGACCGCCUCUGUCUCAACUGCCACAGGAUGGAGCAGAAUGAGUGCGAGUGUCCAUGUGAGUGUCCUCUGGAGGUCAACGAGUGCACGGGCAACCUCACCAACGCUGAGAACAGGAACCCCAGCUGCGAGGUGCAUCAAGAGCCAGUCAGUCUGAAUGUGAUCGAUCCCAGUCUGCUCGACACGUUGCCCCAGUGCAUCAACACCCGCUGCAGUCAGAGAUACACCAGCAGUGACUGUUUCGGUGUGUUGGACUGUGAGUGGUGCAUGGUGGACAGCGAUGGUAAGACUCGCCUGGACAAGCCGUACUGUGCCCUGCAGAAGGAGUGCUUCGGAGGCAUCGUUGGUGCCAAGAGUCCGUACGCAGACGGUUUGGGAAUUCUGGAUGAGGAGGUGGCGCCUUUGAACAUGAUCAAGAGCGCCCCUGUGGGUCCGGUCGCUGGGGGCAUCAUGGGAUGCAUCAUGGUGCUGGUGCUGGCCGUGUACGCGUACCGACACCAGAUCCACAGACGCUCACACCAGCACAUGUCGCCGCUGGCUGCACAGGAAAUGUCCGUAAGGAUGUCCAACCUGGACAACGAGCGAGACGAGAGGGACGAAGACAGCCAUGAGGACAGAGGAAUCAUCAGUAACACCCGGUUUAUCGCCGCGGUGAUCGAGAGACACACUCACACCCCUGAGCGGAGACAGAGAUACUGGGGCCGAUCCGGGACAGAGAGUGACCACGGCUACAGCACCAUGAGUCCACAGGAGGACAGUGAGAACCCACCAGGAAACAACGACCCGCUCUCUGCAGGCGUCGAUGUGGGUAACCACGACGACGACUUGGACCUGGACACCCCCCCUCAGACAGCUGCAUUGCUAAGCCACAAGUUCCACCCUUACAGACACACGCACACACACCACCACCCGCUGCACACGCACACACACCACCUGCAGGCUGCGGUGACCGUGCACAGCGUAGACGCGGAGUGUUGAUCCUGCAGAGAUUACACUCUUUAUUACAAAAAUGACACUGUGCCCGAUUAGAAGGCAUACUCUGCAUACUUUCAGGUUAGAUGGAUGGAUGACAGGAAGAAGACCCACAGCUGGAUGGAGCACCUCGUAGCUGCUAGGAUCUUCUGAUUGAAGUCACCGGCAACCAUAGUGGCAACAUAUCUGCCUCUCUUAUUCCAUCCAGCAAUAAGAAACUUCGGCCAGUACAUAAAAGCAAGUGGGAUUAUUUUUGUCCUCUGAAGGAAUCAGGACUCACAGCUACAAGCAGAACUUUUAGGAGCAACAAAUGCCAGUUUGAGCCUGAUGAGAUACGACUGAGGACAGGGUACAGCUGGAGGUUUUAAAGAGAAGCAAAAAUCAAUAUUUUUCAGUAUUGGACAGAACAAUGAUGGGUUUCUCUGGACUGCCGUCUCCUGAAAAGACAGUUGUCCUGCAAAGGCCUCUUGCAGGAGCACUCGCUGCAUUUUGGAAAACUGGAGUGUCUGUGGAAGAAUUUCUAGUUGUGCUUUUUCCUAAACACCAGGAGGUUAAUCCAACGUAGCGUCUGAACUUUUUACCCUCCUUGAGGCAGAAAAAAAAGACCGGAGCUGCGUUUGCCUGAACGUUGCAGCCUUUCCUCUGAAGGAGAGGCUUCUGGAUUCACCAACAAACACUGACGUUUCCAUGAGUGUCUGUUAACUCCAAUGUAGGACAAAGCUUCAGCGAUAAACACUAAGAGGACAAUAUUAUUUUUUCUAAUAUUUAUUAAAGAGGUUUCAAGAACAUUGAAAUAAUAUUAGUGAUAAAAACAAGGACAUGAAGUAGUUUUGUAACUGGCUCAUUAUUUUCAGUCUUUAAAGUUCCUCAUUCGGAAUGUAAAAUUAAUCAACAGCAUAAUUUUUAGUUGGAAUGAAGGUUUAUGACUACAGUUUGUAUAAAAUUGAAUGUUUUACUACUUUAAACCUAUUUUAAGAGUCAAGGCUUUAAACACUCCCAAUUUUGGUUUUCAAUCAAAAACACCUUUUGGGCCAAUUCGAAAUCAUGUUUUAAACUUAAAAAGUACAUUUUUGUUAAAUGUUCAUUUAAAAAGAAAAGAGUGAGCCAUAUCCACCUUAGUGUCAGAGCAUUUGGGAGAAAGUGGUUUGUGUCACGUAGCACAUAAUUCUGUUUUCUGAAGUUCUUCUGAGAUGAUGCUUGCUGAUCUGGUUCUAAUAUAUCUAAGCAUGUGGAGACUGAACCUUGGUGCUGGAGAAGGCCAUUCGACCUCCUGGGGGCAGAUCAAAGCUAAGCAAAGCAGAAAAUAAAAUAUUAAAAUCUAUUAAAAAAACAUUCCUGGUUGUAGAGACUGCUGGGGAUCCUGAAAGCUGUCCUGAAUAAGGAGCCUGACUCUCCUCCCUUUCCGGUCGGUUCACUCGUCCCCGUCAGAAUGAAAAUGGGAAUGCGAGUCAACGAGGCUAAAAACGCUAUUUUCUAAUUCGCUUAGCCUUACGCCCUGGCUCGCACAUGUGUUGUACUGCAAUUUAAAUGAAAAGUAAUGAUGGGUGCUUCGACCACACAAGUCACGUACUUUGAGAUUUCACCUAUACGACGUUCCGCCACAUAAUCUCCUCUCCCCUAGCGUGGCUGCUACUCACCACAUGACCAGAUUUAUGGUGGUUCUUUCCUCCUAUGGGAAGUUUGCUGAACUUACAGCCCUUUUCCCUCAGUUUUCUCCGUGUCUGGUUCGAUGACAUUCAUUUAUUCGAUGACUUUUGUAAAGUGCAGUUGUAGUUCCUGGACUUAUUUUCACACAAAACCUAAAAUAGCGCUUUCCCCCGUUUGAAAAUAAGCACGUUCUUGGUAUCAAAAUGCAUCUUUAAAAUCCACGGACAUCAUAUGUUUAAUCCGUGGCACAAAACAAGUGGAAUUAGAAAACGUCAGUUUUAGCCCCAUUGACUUCCAUUCAUUUUUUUCAUUCUUCCGGGGACCUGUGGUCCAGAAGUAGAUGGGCGUGACUUAGGCUCCCUAUAGAAAAAAGCGGGUGAUUUUCUACAACCUUUUGCCUCUGAGGCCAAGCUGAUGCUGCACGUUUUUUAUGUUUGAGUUCUGAACGGUUUUCAGCGACGUCCAUGAUGCUGUUUCCUCGAGUGAAUGAGAUGCUGCUGCUGUGCAGAGGUUACGAUCAUCUGUCCGUUCCUCUGUGGGAACCACUCAAAAUGGGAUUUUGUGUGUGUGUGCGUGUGUGUGUGUGUGUGUGAUGAAAGCAUGAUUAUCCACCUGGAACAUUUUCACUGAACACAUUAUUUUGACAACAUAGUAUUACACAGGUUUGGAUGAACAUAUAAAAUGUUGAGGAGUUCUCAACCGGAUCUGAUCUUUGUGAGGUUUGAUGGUUUGUCUGGUCAGAUCCCGUCGGUGUGACAUUUGCUUUUACUCCAGAGUGUUUUCACGUGUUCAUUUUGACAGUGUAAAUACGGAGUCACGGCUCGUUAUUAGUGUCCUGGACACUCAUUUAAAAAACAACACAGAACUGGUAAGAUACGAUGUAAGCUUCAUAGUGUCUCAAUAUAUUUUUGAUGCCUUGGAUGUUUUCUUUAGGCUUAUUUUUCUUUAGGUCCACAUUGGAUGGAAGUCUGUACUUUUAUUAUACAUGUUUACGUUUAAGAGAAUUAUAGUUUUUAAAGGUUUAAUGUGCGUUUGUGGAAAUUCUAUAAAAACCCGCCAGAUUUUAGAUUUUGUGAUGCAACAGCUUUUCAGUGAGUUCUGACCAAAACAAAAGCCUCACAGUGGCUUUGGGGUUACUGUAAGCAGCACUAUGAUUGUUUGGCAACGAUAGUCAUUCAUGCCCAUUUUAGUGACUUCAUUAAAAGUUUAUUUUCAAAUGUUGUAAAUCAUCAAGUCUUUGUUUAUUCCCAGCUCUUUGUGGUCCUUAAACUCCUGAAUGCUUGUGUUUUGUGUCUUUCUUGUGUCUUGAUUGGUUUUAGGUUCAUGUAGAAGAUGUUUAAUGAAGAAGUGUUUUUUCCUCUGAAUUGAGUCCAUCAUUUUUUGUUCCUGGAAAGCCUUUAAACAGUAUUUACCAGCUGUUGUGUGGACAAGUCUAUAUGUAUGUAUACAGAACCUGAAGGAACAUGUGUACGUCACCCUCGCCCCAAAUGUAUCAUAUAUAAAGUUAUCAGACUGACUUUUAUUGCCAUGUGAAUGUGAUAAAGUACAUUUUACACUUAAA